AAAGGGGCAUUCCUACCCAUCCCCCUCCUCACUAGUUCGGACAGAAUCAAGGGAAAGGAGGAAAGAACCUAUACAACUUCAUCUUCCAUAGCAAAAUUCGAGCAGAGCUCAAACAAGAAAGUUGGGAGGAAGUUAAAGAAGGAAAAAGCUAGAAAAAAGUGUGAAAAUUAAGGAACUUGAUUUAAAGUAUUUUUGAGCUUCGCCGGAGUUUCGUCGGAGUUGGUCAAAGUUCGCCGGAGUUGGUCAAAGUUCGCCGAAAUUAGUCAAAGUUCAAUCGAGAAGCGUAGAACGUGCUUAAGCUUAAUUAAGUUUCAGGUAGAACUUGAAGGUUGCUACCAUCAGCCGCUGUUUCGGGAAGUUUCUGAGAAGAAGACUUGGGCAUUGAAAUUAAAAAAUCCUGUCUACGACCACUUCCCUGCGCAAUACUCUCUAUGCUCUGAAUUGAAAGACGCUGCAACGUUGGUGAAGUCAGCUUUGUCUGUUAAGAAGAUUGCUGAGUUUAGGAAGAUGUCGUGGGGCCAUUUUCUUGAUGUGCCAGACCUUCAGUUUUCUGCUCAAAUUGUGCAUAGCUUGUUGUUAAGGCUGGUGUGUGAGCAGCCCGAAGACGAACUGUGGUUUUGCAUUAACGAGCAAUUGUUCAAGUUUACCUUUGUAGACUUUGAACGCAUCACUGGGCUCCGUUCUAGGGGUCCAACUCCAGCCUUCUCGGAUGAUGAAGGCAAUGGGAUGUUGUUAGAUGACUACUUUGGUGGUGCCACAGAGAUCAGUUUCAGAACGUUGACGGAAAAGAUGAGGUCAAUUAAGACGAAAAAGAGAGGCGGCCGUGGUGAUGCUUUGAAGCUUGCUUGUGCUUUUUAUGUACUAUGUGUUUUACUACCAAGGAACAAGAAAACAAACAUCAAUUCACAGUAUCUGAAACUGGCUGAUGAAUGGGACAAAUUUCAAACUUACCCUUGGGCAAAAGAGUCCUACACCUUGAUGGUCUCUCAUAUCAAGACCCUUAUGGUUGGGCAAGCCGAGAAGUUCAAGCAAAGUAAAGCCGCCAAUCCCAAUUACAAAAACGCAAAGUUCACAUUGCACGGGCUUCCUCACGUCCUACAGGUCCGCAAUCAAGUCCCACCAUGCCGGUUCCUUCUAUGCUACAUUCCAACUCAAAUAAGUCCAACAGAGGAUCUCUUAAGGGAAAAGGAAGUCAUCAAAUACAUUGAAAUAUAUCGAGUGAUAAAACAUUGUUGUCAUUACAUAAAAUAACACAUUCCUGAUCCAAGUCUUAAAAACAAGAGCAAAAUACUUUUAGUCCAACCGCACAGAGCCAAAAAAUUGGA
This is a messenger RNA of Cuscuta europaea, 1325 nucleotides long. NCBI's taxonomy places the organism in Eukaryota, Viridiplantae, Streptophyta, Magnoliopsida, Solanales, Convolvulaceae. The record is from the annotation of a GenBank genome assembly.